AUGUGUGAGGGCCCCACUGAGAUCAUUGCUAACCAAGCACAGCGAAAGGAAACGGCUUCUAGCGUCAGUGUUAGUGGAGGAUCUACUAGUUCCAGGACUCAGGAAUUCACGCAGAUGAAACCUCCAGUAUUCACAGGGACUAAGGCAAAGGAGGAUCCGCAGAACUUUAUAGAUGGGCUGCAGAAGGUGUUCCGCAUUAUGCAUUCUACUGAGACAGAAGCAGUAGAGUUUGGUGUUUUUCAGUUUCAAGAUGUGGCCCAUAUCUGGUAUGAGUCAUGGGAACAAUCCCGAGGGGAAGAUGCACCACCUGCCACUUGGGAUGAGUUUGUAGAUGCUUUUCUCGACCACUUCAUACCAAUUGAGGUCAGGGAAGCAAAAGCUAUUGAAUUCAAAAGACUAAGGCAGAAUAACAUGACAGUCCAAGAAUAUUAUCACAAGUUCGUUUCGUUGGCCAAGCAUGCUCCCCAUAUGGUUCCUGAUACGAGGGUCAUUGUUAGGAGAUUUUUGCUUGGACUCAAAUCUGAUUUGCACGGUGAUGCAAAUAUGGCUGCUCAGAACAACAACAUGACCAUUGCCGGAUGGUUGCUUUUGUACAAGGUAAUGAGGACCGAAUGA
Molecule: messenger RNA, 615 nt
Organism: Lycium ferocissimum
Lineage: Eukaryota; Viridiplantae; Streptophyta; Magnoliopsida; Solanales; Solanaceae
Exons: 1
Coding region: 1-615 (204 amino acids)
Source: RefSeq, a predicted model, not a curated record